GUUUUGAAAAGAUCGGAGGUCUCCCCUGCUUGGAGCAACAAGGGAAGCGCAAGCACUACAAAGAAAAAUCAGGGGUUCGGGAGGGUCUCGCUCACAGAGCACUGAAUCUGAUAUACUGGCAAAGAUGAGCAGCUGGAAUUUAUGACCAUCACAUUUGUUGUUCAUUAAAUAUAUAAAAACAUGGCUUCACAGGAUGUUCUAAGCUUCUUCCAGCCUUUUUCCUCCUGGAUAUCUCGUGUCUAUGAGACUCUCCAGCAAGCAGGAGAAUCCUUAUCUUCUUCUUUGAAUAAUCUGGGAAGCAAAGCAGAUCAAAAUGGAUUUGAUGGGAAAGACGAGGAUUUAGAAGACAGUGAUGGGCUUUAUGAACGCUACUCUGUAGGUUCUGAUGAUGACAGUACUUCAAGUCAGGAGAGUGAGGAAUCUUAUCAUUCUUCAUCAUCCUGUCAAGACCUUGCUUCACCUGAAUCUUCAGAUCUUGAUUUGUACUGGCUUGAGCAGAAAAGAUCCACCCCCUACUCCUUGGAGGAGUACCUUGAGGAUGCUUCUCUUGGAGUGUACCAAAGUUACAAGGGUCAUCAACCUAUGGAAACUCUCCCCACUAUCCCUGAGGAGGAGGAACAUCUCCACUCCAAGCAAAUUAAGAACUUUUCAUGUAACCAGGAUGUGAACAGUUAUGGGGACGAUGAAGAUCUAACAACGUCCUCAGACAGUGAUGAGGAGGUGAUUAAACAGUUUGAGAUCUCAGUUUCUCGUUCACAAAGCUUUCGAUCAGGAGUUUCUGAAAAAGGAAUCCAAGCAGAUUUGGAGCGCAGGCCAAAAUUUAACUGCUUGUUGUCAAAUCAUGAAGAAUACAGUACUGAGGCCUCUGAAAGUGAAGAUUUAGAUGGCUUCAGCCAACUGAGUUACCAGGACAACCUCUCUUCUCAUGAAGAUGACCUUCUAUCCAUCAGUUCGAGAAUUGCGGUGGAGAGCAGGGGCUCUGGACAACCGAAAGACUCUGAGGUGGAAGUCAGCGCAACACCCAGCCUCAGUCGACAAGAGACUGAAGGAAGUUUGGAAAUGGAGACAGCUUUUAGCAACCAAGGAUUUGAAGGGAAUGAUGCAACUGACAGCUCAUCAGCCUGGAGCCCGGAGGAACAUGAAGGAGCAAGUGCCCUUCCAGCUCAUACUAGUACCUAUGAGCCAAUUUCAAGAUGUGGUGACUUAGAUGUCAUCUUUGAUUACAAACCAUCGAGCCAGAAGCUGGUGGUGACUAUUCUUGAAGCUAAGGAUAUCCCAGACAAGGACCGCAGUGGAGCAAGUACCUGGCAGGUGCACACAGUCCUGAUGCCCAGCAAGAAACAACGAGGAAAGACAAGUGUCCAGAAAGGCCCCAAUCCAGUGUUCAAGGACAAAGUGACCUUCACUAAGUUGGCACCUGAAGAGCUGAGCAACUAUGCCCUUCGGUUCCGCCUCUAUUCUGUGCGCAAAAUGAUGAAGGAGAGGAUGAUGGGGGAGCAGUUGUUUUAUCUCAGCCACCUCAGUCAAGAGGGGGAAAUGAAGACUACGCUGGUUCUGGAACCAAGGAGCAACUUAUGUAGUGGAGGCUCCCAAAUGAGUCUCUCAGCCAUCUCUCACAGUGACAGUGCUUCUUCAACUCAGUCUCUGUCACAUGGAGGGGUCCCAGAACUGCUGGUGGGACUGUCCUACAAUGCUACAACAGGCAGGCUGUCAGUCGAGAUGAUCAAAGGCAGCCAUUUCCGGAACCUUGCCAUUAACAGACCACCAGAUACUUAUGGGAAACUCUGCCUUCUGAACUCAGUUGGUCAAGAAAUGUCUCGUUGCAAGACAUCUGUCCGACGAGGACAGCCAAAUCCAAUCUACAAAGAGACGUUCAUCUUCCAGGUUGCCUUGUUCCAGCUCUCUGAUGUCACACUGAUGAUCUCCAUUUACAAUCGCCGCAGCAUAAAGCGCAAGGAGAUGAUUGGCUGGCUUUCUAUGGGUCAGAACAGUAGUGGAGAAGAAGAGUUAAGUCAUUGGCAGGAGAUGAAAGAAUCUAAAACACAGCAAGUGUGUAGGUGGCAUAUGCUCCUGGAGUCCUAAUGGAAACCUCAGUAGUUCCAAUAGCAUAUGUGCAGGGCAUUUAUCUUCCCAGCAUUUGACAUAUAAAGACCAUUGGUUUCUAUUACAACUGGACCUCUAAUGCUCUUUACUAAUGCAAUUGUUUUGUUAAGUUAUUGUCCUUUGAUUUUUAGUUACGGGAAAUUGCUUGAAGUAACAGGUAGGCAAAUUGGGUUAGAACUUUAUGCUUUCUCUUUGCCAAUCAAGAAUUGAGAUUGAGUGUUCAAUAUCAUCCUGGUGUCUUCACUGAUGAUGAGACUUCGUUUGCUCUUGGCCCAGGUCACUGUAGAGCCAAAUUUGGUUGGGUAAGCCAAGGUAUGUGCCAUUGUUGUGAGAAAAGGCUGCAAAUAGUGAUCAUGAAAUAGUGUUCAUGAAAUUGGUAGAUUUGGACAGUUUUCUGGGAUGCUUUGGGGCCCUAUCCCACUUUUUCACACCAGAAAUAUUCACUUAAGAAUAUUUGGCUCAGCCCUAAUUCUCUGACUGCAAUAAAUAAGGUAAAUUUGAUUCUUGACAAAUGGUCACUUAAAAUUUUCUGUUUACAAAUAUAGACUUCCAAAAGGCUUAAUGUGAAUCUUGUAAACAUGUAUCCAGAAUAUAGCAGACGUGUAUAAUAUCAUUAUGUAACUUAAUCAUUAGAUGGCUCAGAGUGUUGAGUGUCCUGCAUUUAUUUGGCUCUUUCUGGAGGAAGAUAGCUGUAUCUAACCUGGCUGCUGGCUGGUGUGUCUUCUAAGCUUUCCAUGACAGCAAGGAAACAACAUGUGGAUCUGGGCUCCAUCUAUGCCUUUUAAUAUAUAAUGUUCUUUUCACUUAGAAACAGCCAAACACUUGUGUUUUACAUUAGUUCCUCCAUAGGCAUGUAUGCAUAAUUAUAGUUAUCAUCAUGGGAGCCAUGGAUCUCCUUAGCAGUCCUAGUUGUAUAAGCACUCUAAAAGAAAUUAAGAGAUGGAUGCCUGCAGUACUGAUAACAGUUUUCCCUAAUCUGGUGCCAUCUAAAUGUGUGGAACUUUAAUUCUGAUGAUCUUAACCUGGAAGACAUCUGGUUGGGAAAGGCUGAUUUUAGGAAAAUAUGGAGCUUUCAGAAGGUCUUUGGAGAGAAGAUAGGCAGUGGUAAAAAAAAGAUACCUUCCUUUGUUAUGCUGAAUCCCAGGAGAGACUCUGUGAUGUGCUCAGGCAACUUCUGACCAGUGACCUCUCCUGAUAAUUGACUUCUCUGGAAGGCUACAUAGGAUCCUCUGCAGCAUGUAGAUGUUUCUUGGCUAACAAUUAUAUGGAAAGUUUUGAGAAACACAUUCUAAAUAACUUGAAAAUGAACCUCAAAGCUGUCUGAGAAAUGGGCCAGAGAGUACAUUUAUAAUAUGUGUUGGUGAUAGGGGAUCCCUUAUUUACAAUAUUACCACCAUGGGGGGUAAAACAUGUUACAGAACACCAAUUUACCAUAAUACUGCCUGUCUAUUCUUCUAGGCAUCCCAUCCUGCAGGACACCCUUUAGUGUCCUCCUUAUCUGCAUCCUUUUGAGGAUCAGAUUGGCACACUUUCUGCUGCAUGGGUUUGCAGCUGCUUAUUCUUUCUAUAUUCUAAGAAUACUUACAGGGUCCAUUGGAAUCUCAGAGGCAUUCUACAAAAUAAAAAUUAUGCUGGAGGCCGGCACUUGGUUUUAUAGUGUAUCUUUUCAUAUUUUCCCCAUAUUUUUAUUUUAAUAUAUUUGAUAUUGUUCCCAUAUUUUAAAUAAAAUAUUUGUUCUUAAAUGUAAAAAAAGGUCAAAUGGGGCAGGGAGCCUGGGAGAUGCCAAAGGAAGUAAAGUGUCUGUGGGUACACUGGAGCCCCUUAGGCAUCAUGUUGAAAACAACCAAAAUGGGCUGUUGUGUGUACGUGAAGCCGCCUUCUCCAGUCUCAAAACUCUCUUCUAAAGUGCUAGAGAUUGAGCGCAGGACCUUCUCCUUGAAAAGUAUAUACAAUGCAACUAAGUGAUGACCUUUCUAAAGGAAUGUCCCUGUUAAGUUUUUGCUCCAACAUUUUAUAAAGAGAUAUAUCAUUAGCUGGUUUCUCUAACAACAAGAACAAAAAUUAAAACAGGUUGGUUGAAAAACUGCAUCACCAUGUAUGAGAACGGAGGAAUCCCUUUUGAAAGACAAUUUAUACUGUGGAUUAUACUUUUAUUAUCUAAACAUUAAGAAUGCUUCUUUGCUUCAGAAUUAUUCUUUUCCUUACAUGGAAACAUAUGCAGAUUUUAUUGGCUGAAAUUCAUAUAAUCAAUUACCUAAGAUUUCUAACAUCUCUAAUAUCUAGUCAUCCAUGGAUGUAUUUCUACUUCUCAUUGCUUUGAAGUAGUUUUCAAUACUCUUUUUUUCCUGAGGGUCCAAAGAUUUGCUUGGUUUUUUUUCUUUUUUUAACUUCUGGGAGAAGAGAGAUCAAGUUUUCUUGAUUAUGCAGAUGAGAUCAUUAGUCUAGCACUACACGCUGCUCAUCUAUUUUUCUUUUUAAACAUCUGUUUCUUCAGUAGAAAAAAAAAAAUUUGCUACCACAGCAUGCUAGGGGUCAGAGAGGACAUUUCACCAACAUGACUCCCUUCUCAGGUUGCAUGCCAAAAAGUUAUAGGCUGCAUUUUUUUCCUCAGAAAUUACCAAGGGCCCAUAGGCUGUGAAUAAUCUGUGAUUCACUGUAUUAAAUAGGAAAUAAUAAUGUAUCCCAAAACAGCAAAGAAACCCACUGUUAACAACAGCAGAUACAACAUGUUAAGGCAGCUUUUCUUUUCCUGCAUUGUUCAAAAGGUUGCAUGAGAAGGUUCCUGUUUGGCAUCCAUCUCACGGAAACAGCUCGUGUAACCCAUUUCGGUAGACCUCCUGUUUUAUUUGCUUGCCAGAUUCACUAGAGAGAGUGCCAAAGCCAGGGUGGAUGCAACAAAUAAUGAAGAGGGCUUCUGUUGGAACACAUUCUGAAGCCCUGUUAAUUUGUAAUGCCAAAAGCACACCUUUUCAUUCAGUGAUGGAUCUGUGUAAAAGCAGACAGGCCUGCAAUAAGAUCCUUCACAUGCAUCUCUCAAUAAUUUUGCCAUGCACGUGGGUCUGCAAUUCCUGAGGCCAUACACAAUGCCUAUGUAUCACACUAAUUUUGGCUUUAGUGUGUUGUAGAAAGCCAAACAGCUAAGGUUUGUAAACAAUCAUUUAUGGCUUUAGUGCAUUAUUUCUCAAUCUUGGCAACUUGAAGAUAUGUGGACUUCAAUUCUGAAGACUGGGGAAUUCUGGGAGUUGAAAUCCACGCAUCUUCAAGUGUGAACAAACACUUGAAGUCCACACUUGGACAAACACUUGAAGUCCACACUUGUCAAAUGUGGACAAACACUUGAAGUCCACACAUCUUCAAGUGUGGACAAACACAGUGUUGGAAUGUAGCCAGUGAAAUGACUUUGGCUUCGAAGUUCCUACAAAGUAACUUGAUCCAGGAACAGAAGUUACCUUAAAUUCUGUGCUAGGGCAGAAACUGGCCCUUUCUUUAUCAGGAAAGAUAAAUGUAAGCAGUGGUAUCUGUUGGGGGGAAGGUUCAAAAUGAGCAAUGUGGUGAUUGUGGUAUUGCAGUGCAAGCCCCACCCUGCUUGUACUUGCAUUGACAUUAGACACACACCUACAAAAAGGGUGGAAUUUGCAUUUUGACAUCUCAUUUGCCAUCUUGCCCAGUUUGACCCAUAGAAUGAUGCUGCUGAAUGCAGGAGAGAAGAAAUAAAAGGGAGGAGAGGCAGAGAUGGAAAUUUUGGAAGAGAUUGCCAGGCAAUUGAGUUACCUAAAAGCAUGGGGAAAAACCUGUACAGGUAGUCCCUGGGUUAAGAACUCCUGGUUUAAGGAUGACCCAUAGUUAAGAACGGAGCCUAUUGUAGCAAAAUCCGAGUUAAAUACACAAUGGUUUGAGUUCAUUACACAAGACUACCUACAUACUGUUCUAGCUUACUUACAAAUUUGACUUAAGGACAGACUUUGGGAAUGGAACUCGUUCUUAAACAGGGGAAUACCAGUACUUGUUUAAACUGUAUGGAACCAUCUAGCUGACUUUGGUUGAUCUCAGAAAACUAAGCAGGAUUGAUUCCAGAUAGUUCUUGUAACCCCAGGAAAUUCCAGGGCUGUGGGUCAAACUAGAAACUUGAAAAAACCAUUUAGGAAGGAGGAGUUGGUAAACUGAUUUUAGUACUAUUGCCAAGAGUAUUUGGAUGUUUUUGUGUUACCAACAGGAAUUCAACUUGAAGGAGAUUCAUCUUUAUAUGUUACCGUCGGUUUACAUGGGAUUUGUAAUAGACAAACUGCAGAUUCUUCCCACAAAGCGUCUUCAGUCUCAAUUUAAUCACUAUAGAGAUCGAAAAGAAUGAACAAUUAAAAAAAUACUUUUUAUGUUUCCAUUCAGUUGAUUGGAGGAGCACUCAAGACUUAAAAGUUUUGCAAAAGAGUUUUGAGCAAAAAAUUUAAAGGCAGGCAGAGAGAGCACCAUGGAGGUCUUAGGAGAUUUCCAGAAUUGCAAACUAUAUUAAAAUAGUUCUUGGGGCUUAAUGAGACUGCAUACCAGCUACAGUGAACAGCAGAAAAAUAGUUAAUGGCCUUCUCAGAGAACUGGCAUUGCCAUCUUGCCAUGCUACUCUUAUUCUAGAGACAGGUUUGUCAGGCAAAUGUAUCUCAGCCCUCCUCCUCCUUUUGUGGGGUUCAAAGGAGCUGUCCUAUCUGGUUCCCAGGUAAACAGCCUAAGAGUAAGACACUGUAUUCUACUAGGUGUAAACUCUGUGUGAAUCUCUUAGCAUGACAAAAAACCCAGCCCUGACCAUACCAAAAAGAGAUGUUGAGCUCACCUUUGUGCCUAAAUUCUACAGUUCCUUAUAAACCCCUUUGCUGCUCCUUACGGCAGCAAUUCUCUACAUACUUAGGAAUAAGUCCCAAUCUUCCAGCUCCUUAAGAUCUGUUCCUGAGAACACCUGCAUAAGAUUAUGCUGUACAACUACUUCUGUCAUUUGGGGGAGCCUGGGUAGAGGUAUGCUUUAGGUAUCAUAUUUAUGUCUGUGCCAAAAAGGCUUUCGAUUUCACACACUUUUUUCAAGAUCAGAUAUCCAGAAUACUUUGGAAACAGAUCUCCCAAUGUACUGUGUACUCUGUAUAUACACUAUGAAGGGUACAACAGUAUAUCGAAGGCUGGAGUAUAUUAAAUAAAUAUUGGUUCCCAUGUAAAUCUCUAUAUGGUGCUUUCCUCAACUCAGAGUGAGAGUAAGGGGGAUGUUGAAUGCCUACAAAGGAUUUUACUCAAACAUCCUUCGCGCUUCUAUUGACUCCCAUGCAGAAUGGUCUAAGCAGACCAUAUAUGGAUUCAACCUCUUCUCAUUCAAGUUUUUUUUAAAGACUUGCUAAAUAUUGAAGCAUAGUGCAGCUGAGCAAUGGAUUGGUAAGAAUAGAAGCCUGAGUUAUUAAAAGGUUAAAUGGAUUUAAAAAGCACAGUUUAUAGGCAAUAUCUACAUUUUUAAAAAAACAAAAACAAAAUGUACUUGUGUUCUGGCAUACAUAUACAAAUAUCCUUGAUUAAAUGUUAUAUUACUUUUUACUGAUGAAAACUAAAUGUACAUCUUGAUGUUUUUCAGAUUUUUGUUUUGU
This is a messenger RNA of Python bivittatus (Burmese python), 7712 nucleotides long. RefSeq names its product synaptotagmin 16 (gene SYT16). Gene Ontology annotation, molecular function: phospholipid binding. Lineage: Eukaryota; Metazoa; Chordata; Lepidosauria; Squamata; Pythonidae. The record is from RefSeq and is a predicted model, not a curated record.